UACGGCUUGGAGGUCAUGGAGAAGGUUCUCAAGAUGGCUGAAGGUAUCGAUAUCGGGGAAACGAGGACGUACGAGCUGGUCCCUAGCAGGAAGCUGAAAAGAUACCGCUCUCCAUCUGACAGUCCAGAGCCGGAAGAGAUUCCUGAGCCACCCAAAAAGACGGUCCCCAGGUUCCGGGUGCGACCACGUUUUGAGCCCAUACACUUUGUCACCAGCGCUGAGAAGGAAGACAAGAAGGAAGAUUCUCUAGAUAACCAAAUGCAGGAGGUGAACCAGGAGGGAAAUGCCAACAGCAUGGCGCAGCCAGCUGAAAACUGUACAAAUUCUUUUGCAAGUGCAUGGGAGAUGGAUCCCCAGCUCUCCAGCUCAGCCGGGUUUGGCUUUGCAGGCCAGGCAGCAGCGGCCAAGGCGGCUGCGAACAGUAUGGACUCUACCACAAGUGGUGCGUUGCAGGUUUCUCUUUCUCCUUCAGCAGUCCAGUCUGCAUCAGAGACUUUCCCUCCAUCAGCUAUAAUGCUGAAGCAGAGUUUUAUUGAGAAACUGUCAGCAGCUGUCUGGAAAAAUCUUGCUAACCCAGAUGCAAACACUGGGACUGAUAAAAUUAACUAUACGUAUCUUUUGACACGUUCAAUUCAGGCUUGCAAGACAAAUCCUGAAUAUAUUUAUGUUCCUCUGAAAGAAAUCGCCCCUGCUGACCUUCCCAAGAGCAAGAAGCUCCUAACAGAUGGCUUCGCUUGUGAAGUGCGAUGUCAGAACGUCUACCUGGCCACCGGUUACGCCGGCAGCAAAAACGGAUCCAGGGAUCGAGCCGCGGAGCUGGCAGUCAAGCUGCUGAAGAAGUCUGUGGAAGUUAGAGUUGUUCAGCGGAAGUUCAGGCACACCUAUCACGAAGACUUGGUGGUGUGCGAGGCAGGCGUGAGUCGCCCAGAUUUCCCUCCAGCUCUCAAACCUCAUGAGGAGUUUGUAGUUGCCAACAGGGACUGUGUCCCGAUGCAGCCCGGUACUGAGUCCGUGAAAGGUACGGCUAAUACCAACAAACACUGGACUAGUUUUGUCCUCACAGAGAACGCCAGCGAUGCAAUAGGGAUACUUAACAAUUCUGCCUCCUAUAACAAAAUGUCUGUUGAAUACAAAUACGAAUUAAUGCCCAACCGCUCGUGGCGCUGUCAGGUGUACCUGCAAGAUCACUGCCUGGCGGAGGGAUUCGGCACUAAAAAGACCAGCAAGCACGCAGCAGCUGAGGAGGCACUGAAAAUCCUGCAGAAGAUGCAGUCAAAUAUAGCAGCCAUCAAAGUGACCCAGGUUCAGAAGGUGGGCUGCUCGUCGCGGGGCUCUGGAAGGAAGAAGGACCUGAAGGAUCUCGUGGUUUAUGAGAACUCCAGUAAUCCAGUGUGCACGCUGAAUGACACUGCCCAGUUCAACAAGAUGACGGUGGAGUAUGUCUUUGAGAGGAUGACUGGCAUGCGAUGGAAAUGCAAGGUGCUGCUUGAAGAUGAAUUCAUCGCAGAGGCAGUUGGAGUGAAGAAAUCUGUCAAGCAUGAAGCAGCAGAGGAAGCCGUGAAAAUCCUCAAAAAGACUCAGCCAACUGUUGUUAAUAACCUGAAGAAAGGCACCGUUGAAGACGUCAUCUCCAGAAAUGAGAUUCGGGGCCGGUCAGCAGAAGAGGCUUUCAAACAGAAGAUCAAGGAAGACAACAUUGGGAAUCAGAUUUUGAGAAAGAUGGGCUGGACAGGCGGUGGCCUGGGGAAGGAUGGUGAAGGGAUUCGAGAGCCGAUUUCAGUGAAGGAACAGUUUAAAAGGGAAGGACUCGGGCUCGACGUCGAGAGGGUAAACAAAAUCGCCAAAAGAGAUAUCGAAGAGAUCAUUCGAAACUAUGCACGCUCAGAAAGCCACAUCGACUUGACUUUCUCCAGAGAACUGACCAUGGAUGAGCGGAAGCAGAUACAUCAGAUCGCCCAAAAAUACGGUCUUAAAAGUAAAUCUCAUGGGCAGGGCCACAACAGGUACUUGGUGGUAAGCAGGAAGCGGCGCAAGGAGGAUCUGUUAGACCAGCUGAAGCAGGAAGGUCAGGUUGGACACUACGAGCUCAUUAUGCCUGAAGCAAACUGAGGUCAGGUGUCCCAUCCUAC
Tauraco erythrolophus (red-crested turaco) is the source of this 2129-nucleotide messenger RNA. The record is from RefSeq and is a predicted model, not a curated record. NCBI's taxonomy places the organism in Eukaryota, Metazoa, Chordata, Aves, Musophagiformes, Musophagidae.